Molecule: messenger RNA, 432 nt
Organism: Peronospora matthiolae
Lineage: Eukaryota; Oomycota; Peronosporomycetes; Peronosporales; Peronosporaceae
Source: the annotation of a GenBank genome assembly
AUGAAUAUGUUGGAUGAUGAAGAUGACCAAAGCUUUCACGAUACGCGUGACGGCUACUCCCAUUUGAGCGAUGUCGAAUGGGAUGCGGUUGAACGAAUGGGUUCAACUAUGGGCAUCCAUGCUGUUAGCGUCAUGCUAGAGGCUCUCAAUAGAGAUGCCCAACAUGCUACUAUCGCCAAGUUCAUUCAAAAUGAACUUGACGCAGAACGCGAGAAAGUAGCCUUGCUUUACCAACAAGGUUCUCAACAAGCAGAGUUGUUGAGAGAACAGGGUGCUCAACAGUUUGAACUGUUGAUACAGCAGCAGGCUGCUGCUGGUGGGUCGAUGUAUUCGCGACGACCCGAGACCUUGAAGAUUGACAUCUCCAAGUAUAGAGGAGUCGAAGAGGACUCCCUCUUGAGAUGGUCUGUCAAAUUAGACGACGCCAUAUAG